Acipenser ruthenus (sterlet) is the source of this 4016-nucleotide messenger RNA. RefSeq names its product zinc finger and SCAN domain-containing protein 31-like. The transcript has 3 exons. Gene Ontology annotation, molecular function: RNA polymerase II cis-regulatory region sequence-specific DNA binding; DNA-binding transcription factor activity. Bases 286 to 1761 code for a protein of 491 amino acids. NCBI's taxonomy places the organism in Eukaryota, Metazoa, Chordata, Actinopteri, Acipenseriformes, Acipenseridae. Gene Ontology annotation, biological process: regulation of transcription by RNA polymerase II. The record is from RefSeq and is a predicted model, not a curated record.
CAGGAGCCGCUGGAAGAGAGAAAAGUUACGUUUGUUUGUUUUUUUUUAAGCCGUGUAAGUUUUUGAAAAAAAAAAAUAAGGAAACGAGUGACUGAGUCUGUUUGGUCUAUUUUAAUUUAUAUCUCGCCAGCAGUGUGUGGAUUAUAGUCUAUUAUUAACUCGCUAAUGCCUUUUAAUCGCCUUAACUGUUUCAGCUAAAAUCGAGGUGGCGGCGUUAGAAGCGAAAACUAAAUUAAACCGAAGCUGCGUUUCUGAAACAUUAUUUUAACGAAAUCCUCCUGAAUAAUGGACGUCAGCGUCUCCGUGUCGUUCUUUCAAGACGAGCUCGCCUCUACCAUCGAGCACGCAGUGAAAGCGGCUGUAGACACCGUCUUGUGCCAAAUCACAAAAGUUGUCGGCGGCAAAUUCACUGAAUUCCGAAUGGAAAUGGCUGGAAAGGAGAAAGAGAAUGAAAGUCUGAAGCUGAGAUUGGAAAUAUCAGAGAGCGAGUUGAAAGCGGUGCGGGAAUGCAUGAACUCUGGACGCGGGUCACGGUGCAGCAGAGCUGGAGAUCCCAGAAAGAAACGCCUUUCCCCUGAAGCCGUGGAGCAGCCGGAGAGGCCAGCUGUUCACCCUGCAGAGGGACGGGAGUGGGGUUCAAGCCUGGCCCCACAUCCUGCUUCUGGGAACGAGAAGACCCAGCCCAGACUGGAAUCUGUCCUCAUUAAAGAGGAGGACCCCGAAAUCCAAUCUGUCCUCAUUAAAGAGGAGCCUCUUCAAUAUACCCACAUCACUACAGAAUAUAAUAAGCAUCCACUUGAGCAGAGGCUGGAAUCUAGCCAUUGUGAAGAUUAUCCUCCUGAACAGAUCUGCAUGAAACCCAAUCAGCCUGUCUCUGAAGACACUGGUGCUAGUGUUGGAGAAGAGGGCACUGUGCUGGGGUCCAUUCAGAGGAAACAUCACCCCCCUCAGGAAAGAGCUGCAGAUGGAAAGGAGGAAGGAGUGAUGCCGUCCACAAGCAGCACAGCAUAUGCAGGAGAGUCCACUUCAUCCCUCCUCUGGGCGGUCGCUUCAGGUGGCAGUCGACAGCUUCGGAUACAAAGCAAGACGACAACGCAAGAGGCGCAGGAAUCCAUGGCUGCGUCUCUCCCAGACAGCCGCGUGCGUCCCCCGCUCUUGGGGUCGACGGAGACCGGACGCUCUGUGUGCGUCGGCGACCCUGAAACCCCGUGCAACGCGAUGAGCAGAAGGGAUCCCGACGUACAAAUUCAAACCGGAAAGAGGCCGACUCCCUGUCCUGAGUGUGGAAAGAGUUUCUCCGACUCGGGGAAUCUUAAACAGCACCGGAGAAUCCACACGGGAGAGAAACCGUACCGCUGCACGGAGUGCGGGAAAAGCUUCAGCGAGCUGGGGAACCUUAAACAGCACCAGAGAAUCCACACGGGAGAGAAACCCUAUCACUGCACUGAAUGCGGGAAGAGCUUCACGCAUUCAAAUUCUUUGAAAAUUCACGAGCGUGCCCACACCGGGCACACCCGCUACAUCUGUGACGAGUGUGGAAAGAGCUUCAGUCAGUUCGAGCAUCUGAAAGUCCACAGGAGGAUCCACACUGGAGAGAAACCCUACCAGUGCCCGGACUGUGGGAAGAGGUUCCGCCAUUCCGGAGUGCUGAAAAAACACCAGCGGAUUCACACGGGAGAGAAACCCUAUCACUGUACCGAGUGCGGGAUGAGAUUCAGCCGGGUAGACUACCUGAAAGCACAUCAGAGGCUUCACGCCUAAGAGAAACCUACCGAAUGAAGAGUUGAUCAGAGACUGAACAGGACCCGAGUCCAGAAACGCAUCAGAAUACCCGCGAGACUGCCACUGAAAGCUGGGAUGAUUAUUAUUGAAUAAUUAUUUCUUAGCAGACGCCCUUAUCCAGGGCGACUUACAAUUGUUACAAGAUAUCUACAUACAAUUCCCCAUUUAUACAGUUUGGUUUUUACUGGAGCAAUCUAGGUAAAGUACCUUGCUCAAGAGUACAGCAGCAGUGUCCCCCCACCUGGGAUUGAACCCACGACCCUCCGGUCAAGAGUCCAGAGCCCUAACCACUACCCCACACUUACAUAGCACCUCUCGCGAUAAAUCCGCUCAAAUCGCUUUACAGAUAAACGUCCAAAACAAGUAAAAAGAUAAAUUCACAUUGAUAACGUUUUAAAAUACAGCUGCUAAAUUAUUUAAAAAAUGUGUUAUUAAUCUUAAUUUAAAAGCAACAAGAAAUGGGGCCUUCCCUCAGGAAUCGUGAGCCGCCUUCGCUCUCUUGAGUCCGUGGAGUCCAGAGCAAACUCUCAUCCUGUAAUCUAAGACAGUGAGGGCUGAGCAGAGAUACAGGGGAGCGAGGCCAUUUUUAAAAGCGUUAGAAAUUCGAAGCAGGACCUUUAAAAUCGAUCCUAAACCGUACAGGAAACCAGUGCAAGGCUGCCAGCACAGAGGUAACGUGGUCAUAUAUACUGAACAGCUACUGCAUUAUUGAAAUGUCUUCCAUCAGUUAAAUGACAAGAUUAUGUCAUUUAAGGGAGGCUGUGUGGUCCAGUGGUUAAAGAAAAGGGCUUGUAACCAGGAGGUCCCCGGUUCGAAUCCCACCUCAGCCACUGACUCAUUGUUUGACCCUGAGCAAGUCACUUAACCUCCGUCUUUCGGGUGAGACGUAGUUGUAAGUGACUCUGCAGCUGAUGCAUAGUUCACACACCCUAGUCUCUGUAAGUUGCCUUGGAUAAAGGCGUCCGCUAAAUAAACAGAUAAUGAUAAUAAUAAGAUUAUUAAUAAAUCACACUACCUUGUGUCCGUUUUGAUCGAUCUCAGUUGAUGGGAAAAACGCUGCAGUAAUCCAUUGAAUAAUUCAACAAGUAAAUCACUUCUGGUCCAUCUUGGGCAAAAGCAGCAUGAUUUAUUUACAGUUGGCAGCCCUCCAUCUUAGCGUCCCGUUCUUGCGUCGUGUUUAGAAACAGGUCUCCAGGGGCUUUGCUUUUUAAAGAGGCUCGCGGCGUGUUUCCCGUCCGCCCCAAACUUCUGGAGAAAGCUACACUACCACAAGUUGUGUUUCUUGAAACAGUACUCUGAAUUACAAUUUAGAAAUUCAAACGUCAGUGAAUUGUUCUGUAGGCAUUCGCUAGGUCCUUCGAAACCUCGCUUCGUUUCGCUCUCGUCGGCGAUGAGGUCAUCGCUGUGGGAAGGGAGACCUGUGAUUGGCUAAAACACGCAAAAGGGGAGGGGAGCCACCCUAGUGGAGGCAAGCCAGCUGAUGAAAUGGAGGAAUAUGAUUGGUUAAUAACUACAAAGGGGACAAUGGUGUAAAAGCUGUAUUUUGUAUUUAUUUUGAGUAGGCAGCGGCAAAUCUAAUUGAGAAAACUACAAAUCUGGCCAACAGUUUAGCAUCACCUAGAAUUUUAGGAUCGAGACAUUAAUAAUAAUAAUAAUAAUAAUAAUAAUAAUAAUAAUAAUAAUAAUAAAAUAUAUGAACAUCAUUUUGAUCUUUUCUUUGAUAUCAUGUAAUCAGAAAUACUUUUGGCCAGAGCUGUGGGUCCUAAUAAUAUGGCCAGGAAUUUUUCUAUGUCAGUAGCUCUCUCGUUGCUUUCGUUAAUUAUUAGUUUUUCUUGUUGGUGUGUUUCUGUUGUGUUCUGUGUUCACAUUUGUUGUGUAGUUUAAUGUGAAGUGUUGUAGUUAAAAUGUGUGAUUUUUUUUAAAUAUUUAUUUUACUGUGUCUGUCUUUAUGAUUUAUUAAAGCAGUACUUUAUACCUUUUCGAUUUUAAGCAAAGUUUUACCUACCAGUGUUUAAUAUCCUGUUGUGUUUGCAUCGCCCAAGUUUCUAAAAGCAUUUCAGGAAACUACUUUUGAAUGAGAAAUGGUUCUAGAAGUGAUAGACAGCAUCGCUUCACACAGACCAUAAGUAGAUGUUUAAUUAUGAAAAAAAAAAAACAGCUGUAGAAUUAUUGGUCAUUUAUUUUUGUUAAACAAUAAAAAAAAAUGCAAACAGAAACGUGUGUUUAUUUAAUUU